AUGUCGCACCGUCAACCUGAUGAGACUUACUUCAUCGAGGACGAUUCACACGCAACGAAAAGAAAGUAUCACCAAGCGGCUCUCGCCAGCAAGCGUAAGCAAGAAGCUAUGGCCAACGAACUAUCGCGUCAAGCUUGUGAAACCUACAUGGAUGACAUAAUGAAGCAUAUGUAUGAAAUGGAGCUUCUAACGUUGCCGGACGUUGCUUCCAUAGACAUUCAACAAGAGAUACAAUGGUUUAUGCGUCCUUACCUUAUAGAUUUCCUGGUCGAGGCGCAUGCUGCCUUUCAACUUCUUCCUGAAACUCUUUUCCUAGCUAUAAAUCUACUCGACAGGUAUUGCUCAAGAAGAGUCGUUUACAAGAGACAUUAUCAAUUGGUUGGAUGUGCAUCGCUGCUCAUUGCUGCAAAAUACGGUGACAGAAAAGACAGAGUUCCUCUCAUCCGCGAAUUAAAGUCAAUGUGUUGUAAUUUAUAUGAUGAGGAUAUGUUCUCGCAAAUGGAAUGGCAUGUCCUUAACACUUUAGAAUGGAUGAUAGGACACCCAACAGUCGACAGUUUCCUACAAAUAGCAGUCCAGGAUGGCAAUAAUAAAGAAGAGAUAGCUGUAGUUGAACAUAUGUCGUCAUACAUCUGCGAAAUUGCAACAUAUCACAAGGAAUUCGUCUCCAAGAAGCCAUCUGUUAUGGCAGCCGCAGCUCUAACACUGGCACGAGGUAUCCUUGGUCGCUCUAGCACGUGGGAGGUCCAGUGCCCAGAUGUUCGUCUGACUUUGCUCGAACUAUCAAGAAAAGUUGAUUGCCCGUCACAAGUCCUAUAUCGAAAGUACGCCUCACCACAAAGCUCUCGCGUUGCUCUUAUCGUCGAUCAGUUUCUCAGAGAACAAGAGGUCAUCAGCAGGCAAACACCGACACUGGCACCGCCCACUGGCUCACGGCUCCUUAAGUCUCCGCAAACUGCCGAAAUGUACCCCGGAACACCUCAGAAAUUGCCUUACAGCGGCAACCUAGUCCAUGGAUACAUGACUCCUCCCAUUACGCCUGAUGGCGAAUACUUUGUCGGUGAAAACAAUAGCCGUGGCUCUUGCUCUAACUCUUCGUGCCCCAUAACACCGUCUCCAUGUAUACAGAGUGUACAUCCACCACAUGCAACCAAUAUUUACCAGCAUUCGUGUUUAAACUAG
Molecule: messenger RNA, 1182 nt
Organism: Blumeria graminis f. sp. triticale
Lineage: Eukaryota; Fungi; Ascomycota; Leotiomycetes; Helotiales; Erysiphaceae
Source: the annotation of a GenBank genome assembly